Molecule: messenger RNA, 3124 nt
Organism: Striga asiatica
Lineage: Eukaryota; Viridiplantae; Streptophyta; Magnoliopsida; Lamiales; Orobanchaceae
Source: the annotation of a GenBank genome assembly
CUAAGUUCGUUUCAUUGAUCACACGAGCAGACCGGGCCAAGCUUUUGAAGGUUGCCGGUAAUGGAUGGUGGUGACCAUUGGUGGGUGAAAGGACGGUUGAACUCAAAUAACGUGGUUUAUUGAAUUUGUAUGGUAUUAACUACUUUAUUUUUCGCGGAUAUAUACAUAAAAAGCCAAAAAAACCCGCCGCCAUUGCCCUCAAAAAGUUGCAAAAUCUAACUGAUAUAAAAAGGAAAAUUAUAGGGAAAAGAGAAGGAAGAACAUCCUUUAGUUAUCAGGGGUUUGCAAGCUAAUUGAAUUGGGGAAGGAUAAUUUUUCGUUACUGCAUUGUUGGAGAAGAAAAAAGAUUAACCUAUAAAUGAUGGGUUUUACGCUGUGGCCUUCUUCGGCUGAGGUUUCAUUUUCUUGUUUGAAGUCGAAAUCUGUUGUUCCAAAAGCUUUCAGUAGACCUGGUGAGUUGAGCAGGAAAGAAAAACAAAGUGGAGGCCGAAAGAAAAUGUAUGUUUCAUGCCACCUGGUCCCCGGGCAAUUGGAAGGGUCAGAAGUAGGGAAGAUAAAGCCCCAUGAGCCGGCUUCGAAGUUGGAAUAUGUUAAGACAUUGUUGAUCGACAAUUACGAUAGUUACACAUAUAACAUUUAUCAAGAGCUUUCCGUCAUUAAUGGAUUGCCUCCAGUGGUGAUUCGUAAUGAUGAUUGGUCUUGGGAAGAUGUUUGUUAUUACCUGUAUGAAGCGAAAGCAUUUGAUAAUAUUGUAAUAUCCCCUGGUCCUGGUUCUCCGGCAUGCCCAGCUGACAUAGGAAUAUGCCUCAGGCUGCUGCUUGAAUGCAGUGAUAUCCCUAUUUUAGGUGUUUGUCUUGGUCACCAGGCUUUAGGUUAUGUCCAUGGUGCUCAGGUCAUUCAUGCUCCCGAACCUAUUCAUGGACGUUUGAGUGAUAUUGAGCAUAAUAACUGUGAGUUGUUCCAUGGGAUCCCCUCUGGAUCAAAUUCGGGACUUAAGGUGGUUCGAUAUCACUCCCUUGUGAUAGACCCGAGCUCACUACCCGAGGAAUUAAUACCUAUAGCCUGGACAUCUUCAUCUGAAACAAUCCCGUUUUUUGGUAUCGAAAAAUUCGAUUCAUACACAGGUGGUUUUGAGAGACAUGCUGCCUUUCACAAUUUAGGUCAUUCUUUAUCCGCAAAUUCAAAGACUGCGGAUAUGAAGAAUGGAAAUAUUCUUAUGGGAAUUAUGCACUCCAUUAGACCUCAUUACGUUUCAUCCAGAGAGUGUUGCUACUUGUCAUGGGAGGCAAAUAUUCAAAAACUUUGCAGAAAUCACAAAGGACUAUUGGUAUGGAUUGAGAUCGUCCUCAGGAAACAAGAGGAAGGCUCAUCAUUCUGUGAUCUUUACUUAGCAUGCAUGCAGGUGCCUGAUGUAACUCAGCUAUUGCAAGAUGCGGUAAGAAAUAAGCAUUUGGUGAAUGGAUUGGGCUACAGAAAGACUGGUCUCGGGAGCUCAAUUAGUACACCCCCUUCAGGAAAAACAAAAUUUUUAAAGUUGAAAUGGAGAAAAGUUGAAUGUUCUGUCGGCCAAGUUGGUGGGGCAGAAAAUAUAUUCUUCGAGCUUUUUGGAGAUCGCCAAGCAGGGAACACAUUCUGGCUGGAUAGUUCAUCAACUGAGAUGCGCAGAGCUCGCUUUUCCUUUAUGGGUGGUAAAGGAGGGUCACUCUGGAGACAAUUGACAUUUAGAUUGCUGAACAAGAGAUUGGCUGAUAUGGCAUUUAAUAAUCAUGGAGGCCAUCUAUCAAGUGAAGAUGCUGAUGGCAACAUUACGAGGAGUUACUUGGAAGAUGGAUUUUUUAACUUUUUGAAUCAGGAGCUCCAGUCAUUUCAAUAUGAUUCAGCAGAUUAUGAAGGAUUGCCUUUUGAUUUCUAUGGUGGCUUUAUUGGUUACAUCGGGUAUGAUCUUAAAGUUGAAUGUGGGGCCCACACGAACCACCACAAAUCAAAAGCCCCCGAUGCUUGCCUUUUCUUUGCAGAUAACCUCGUUGCAAUAGAUCAUCAAUGUGAUGAUAUUUAUAUCUUAUCUAUAGUCGAAAACUGUGCAAGUACAACACCGUGGAUGGAUAAAAUCGAGCAAAAGCUUCUGAAUAUGAAACUUUAUCCACCAACAAAAUCCAAGUCUUUAUCAUUCAUACUUUCCCAAAAGAAAUCUGCCGGAAAAAGAUUUGCAGCCGAGAAAUCAGAGGAGCAAUAUAUGGCAGACAUUGAGAGAUGUAAGGAACUUAUAAAGGAAGGGGAAAGUUACGAGCUGUGCCUUACAACACAAAUGAGGAUGAUAACUGUUGGCGAAAUAAAUCCUUUGGGAUUAUAUUCGAGCCUUCGAGAAAAAAACCCGGCUCCAUAUGCCGCAUGGCUCAGUUUUCCAAAAGAGAAGUUGUUUAUUUGCUGUUCUUCGCCCGAGAGGUUCUUACGGUUGGAUAGAGACGGUGUUUUGGAAGCUAAGCCUAUUAAAGGGACUGUAGCUCGUGGGGCAUCUAGGGACGAAGAUGAAAUGAACAAGCGUCGAUUAAUGUAUAGUGAGAAGGACCAAGCCGAAAACCUAAUGAUCGUGGACCUCUUGCGAAACGAUCUGGGACGCGUUUGCGAACCCGGCUCCGUUCACGUGCCCCGGCUCAUGGAAAUCGAGUCCUACGCCACAGUCCACACAAUGGUCUCCACAGUCCGCGGCCACAAGCUGCCCGACAUUGGUGGGGUCGAUUGUGUCCGGGCAGCUUUUCCGGGCGGGUCGAUGACCGGAGCACCAAAACUGAGGUCAAUGGAGAUUCUCGAUUCCUUGGAGAGUGAAUCUCGGGGAAUCUACUCGGGGUGUAUCGGGUAUUUCUCUUACAACCAAACCUUUGACCUAAACAUUGUGAUAAGGACGAUUGUUGUACAUGAUGGCGAGGUGUCGAUUGGUGCUGGUGGGGCCAUCACCGCACUUUCGAACGCUAAAGACGAGUAUGAGGAGAUGGUGCUGAAAACGAGGGCGCCAAGUGAGGUUGUUUCGGAAUAUUUGGAGAGGGAAAAUGAAAAAAAGAAGGUUAGGAAUUUGAAAUGAGUUUCUUAGGAAAAUAUAAGAAAGCUGAUGAUGAUGAUGAUGAUGAUG